GCGCCGCUGCCGCUGGCCUUCGCCGACGCGAGCCUGCCGCGGUCGCCGUCUGCGGCAUCUGUGCGCGCCUCGCUCCACGGCGUCGGCGUGACCGAGAAGUGCUGGGACGCUGCCGCCGUUGGCGCUGUUGGGAGGGCUUCGGAGCGCGGCCGCUACCGCGGCGCCCUUCGCACGAACCGCCGCCUCCGCGACCUCGUGGAGGGGGGGUCGGCGGAGCCGUGCUGGGCGGACGUGGCGGGCGCCUCGGGCGCGCAGCUCAGGGCGCUGGGCUUGCAGGUUGCCCUCGAGGAGGUCCCCGUCGACCUCGCGCGCGGCGGCGACUGGCGCGUCGUCGCUGCGCGCCGCUGGCGCCGCCGCGACAAGAUCCUGGCGCCAGAGGCGGAGGCGGCGCUGCGGCAGGUGAGGCGAGACUGCGCGGCCCUGCCGCCGCUGACGGACUGCGAGAGCAGCUUGCCGCGGGGCGGCCUUGCCGCGAGCGCGCUGCGACCCUUCGCGCCCGCGCUCGCGCUGGACGCUGACUGGCUCGGCGCCGGCGACGCUGGCGGCGGCUUCGGUGGGCCCUCUUCGGCCGCCGCCGGGGCGCGCGCUGGUGCCGCGCCGCGGCGAGACGGGCGCGGCCGACGUUCAAGGCGCGCGCUGGCCAGGUGGCGCCCAGGAUCGGCAUUGAACGAGGCCGAGCGCAGCGGGCUGGCGUCGCAGCAGUUGGGCUUCAACAUCAGCUCGCUGGCGGCCGCUGCGGUCGCACCAGCAACGCAGAGCAACUACCUGCAGGCGCUGCGCCGGCUGCUGGCCCGGCUUCGGGCGCCGAGAGCGCCUCCGCUGACCGCUGCCGAUUGGGACCUGACGCUCGAGCAGUACGUGGAGUUCCUGCACGACCGAGGGCUGCCGGAGGGUGACGUUGCGAGCACGCUGGCGGCCGCGCGCUGGGGGCUUCCCCACCUGCCGCGGCCGCUGAGGCGCGGGCUGCCUCUGGCGACGGCUGCUGUGACGGGCUGGGGGAGGCUGGAGAAGCCGCUGUCACGGCCCCCCGCGCCCCGUCUCGUCGUCAUCCUGAUGGCGCUGUGGCUGUGCGAGCGGGGGCAGGAGGACAUCGGGCUGUUCUUGCUGCUCACCUUCGAGACCUACAUGCGGCCGAGCGAGGGGCUCGACCUGGCGGGCCCGCAGCUGGCGCCGCCUGUGCCAGGCGAGAAGGGCGCGCGCCAGCAUUGGGCGCUGCCGGUUAGAGCGAGCGAGCUCGACGUGCUUGGAAAGACAAGCGAGUUCGACAACAGCGUCGCGCUGGACCUGCCGCGCCAUUACGGCAGCCCGCUCUUCUUCCUCAUCUCGUAUGUGGACCUCCUUCAGGCCUGGAACACCUGUAUAGCCGCGCUGGGCCUGCAGCACCUGCAGGCGACGCCGUGCUCGCUGAGGCGCCGCGGUGCGUCGGGGGACAAGGCGUCGCUCUCGCGCCCGCUCCUCGAGAUCCAGAAGAGGGGCGGCUGUCGGCCCUUUCAGAGCGCGCGCCGCUGCGAGAAGCGCGCGCGGCUCAGCACCUCGAUGCGUCGCGUGCCGCAAAGGCUUCGCGACGAGGCGCGCCGGCCAGAGCCUGCGCUGGAGCGCCUCUUGCCGCCUGCUUGCGAGCG
Molecule: messenger RNA, 1622 nt
Organism: Prorocentrum cordatum
Lineage: Eukaryota; Dinophyceae; Prorocentrales; Prorocentraceae
Source: the annotation of a GenBank genome assembly